This is a messenger RNA of Hirsutella rhossiliensis, 375 nucleotides long. RefSeq lists its product as uncharacterized. Lineage: Eukaryota; Fungi; Ascomycota; Sordariomycetes; Hypocreales; Ophiocordycipitaceae. The transcript has 5 exons. The coding region runs from base 1 to 375 and encodes 124 amino acids. The record is from RefSeq and is a predicted model, not a curated record. Gene Ontology annotation, biological process: response to oxidative stress.
AUGGCCAUCACGCCGACUCAAUUCGCCAAAAAGACGACGCAAUCGGCCAGCUGGGCGGACGCGAAGCGCCGAGUGCUCUACUCUUACCGCGAAUGGAUCCGAGCCGCCCCGGAGAUCCAAACCAUGUACAACAUGCCCAUGCCCAUCUCGGCCAUCCGAACCCGGGUCAGGCAGGAGUUUGAGCGAAACCGAUACGUGUCCAAGCUUCCCGUCGUGGAUGUGCUUCUCUUCAAAUCCCACGCUGAAUACCAAGAGACGAUGAAUUUUUGGAAGCAGACCACCCACGUCAUGUCCUACUUCAAGGAAGAGAAUUUUAGAGGCGAUAAGAGGCUACCGUCGAGCUUCAUGACGGGGUUCUUGGAGGGUCGGAACUGA